AUGGGCAACAAUCCUUCCAAGGGCCCUACCGGAGACGGCCCGAGCCCGGUUACUUCGGGCACCACGAGCCUGACGGCUUCGACGAGUGAAAAACGAGCGGCUCGCGGCUCUGCAGUCAAUGCUUCGAAAGCUCCCGCAGCUGACCCUUCCGCCUCGAAGGAAAUCGCAACGGGACAGUCCUCCGUUCAGCACCAACCCCUGCCAUCACGCAAUGUCGCAGAUUUGCCCACACGGACGGUAGACCGGCCCGAUCGCCACGAGGCCAGAAAGACAGAUGCCCCUCGUCCGAGACACAUACCGUCAGCCGAUGCGUCCAACCCCGUCCAGGUCCCGAUCUCCCGUGCUGCUGCUGCUCGCCGUGACCCUUAUCAACCUGUUGCUGCAUCAGGUCCGCCACACAAGAUGUACUAUAGCGCGUCUGCACAUUUCCAGCGUCCUCCGCGGAUGCCCCUGCCGAUUGGAGAUGCUACAGCUACGCCAGGUUCGCCGAUUAGCGGGCCUGACGACGCCAGCCCGCUUGCUCCUGAACAGACGCCCAAUUACCAGACAAUGGUGUCAAACUCCGACCUCACCACCACUACCACCGCUGUCGAAGACGAUGAUACUGUGGAUGAUCUCCAGUCGUACGCCGGCAGCGGCUUAGGAAGGGGCGUGCCGACCUAUAUUGAAUGGACGGGCGGUGGUAACAGGGUCUACGUGACUGGAACUUUUGUCAACUGGGAGGCCAAGUUCCGACUACAAAGAAGUGAAAAUAACCCCGCUGUCAUGUCUACAGUUCUAAAUCUCCGACCGGGCACGCAUCAUAUCAAGUACAUUGUCGAUGGUGAUAUGCGGGCCUCGGACAAUCUGCCAACCGCCGUCGACUUUACAAAUCAUCUAGUAAAUUAUAUCGAGAUUAGUGCAGAUGAUGUAAAUCGGUCAAGGCGGGAAAGCGAAAAGGGUGCGGUGCCGCCUGGCAUUCACCCUCCGCAAGUGAUUCCUGAACAGGCUGGCGCUGGCAAGGACGAGUCCGCCGUUGACGAAGACAAGGAGGACAAGGAGGAACCGGAGGAACCGGAGGAAAUCCCGACCGGCGAUUUUCGUAGUAUUAUUCCACCGUUUCUUCUUGACUUGGAUAAGGAUGAGGACAGCGCGAGCUACCAACAAGCUGUCAAUAUCAUUGGCGAUGCGCCAACACCACCGAGCCUCCCGCUUUUCCUCGGAAAAUCUAUUCUCAAUGGCACCACGCCGAUGAAGGAUGAUAGCAGUCUGCUCAACAAUCCUAACCACACAGUUUUGAACCAUCUUGCCACAAGCAGCAUUAAGAAUGGCGUGUUGGCCACCAGCGUGACGACAAGAUACAAACGAAAGUAUGUCACGACAAUUUUGUAUAAACCUACCGGGCAUAUCGGCGAAUAA
Messenger RNA from Aspergillus calidoustus, 1398 nucleotides. The record is from the annotation of a GenBank genome assembly. Lineage: Eukaryota; Fungi; Ascomycota; Eurotiomycetes; Eurotiales; Aspergillaceae.